This is a messenger RNA of Morone saxatilis (striped sea-bass), 4067 nucleotides long. RefSeq names its product sideroflexin 3 (gene sfxn3). Lineage: Eukaryota; Metazoa; Chordata; Actinopteri; Moronidae. Gene Ontology annotation, molecular function: monoatomic ion transmembrane transporter activity. Gene Ontology annotation, cellular component: mitochondrial inner membrane. The record is from RefSeq and is a predicted model, not a curated record. The coding region runs from base 106 to 1074 and encodes 322 amino acids. Gene Ontology annotation, biological process: monoatomic ion transport; serine import into mitochondrion. The transcript is spliced from 11 exons.
ACUUCCACGCGUAAGUGAAGGCAGCACAGGUCCACCGGUGGGGCUGUGAUAUUGAGAGGUCAUACAUUUUUUUAAAAAGCAGAGAAAGAAAACCAGAAGGCCAGGAUGUCUGGAGAGUUGUCCCUCAACAUAAACAUCAAGGAGCCAAGAUGGGACCAAGGCACAUUCAUGGGGCGCGCCAAGCACUUCUUCAUGGUCACCGAUCCCAGGAACGUCCUGCUGUCCUCUGAGACUCUGGAGGAGGCCCGAGUGAUCGUGGAGGACUACAGAGCCGGGAGUGCGAAGCCUGGCCUGACGGAGGAUGAGCUCUGGAGAGCCAAGUACGUCUACGACUCCGCCUUCCACCCCGACACGGGGGAGAAGAUGGUUGUCGUUGGCCGGAUGUCUGCUCAGGUGCCAAUGAACAUGUCCAUCACAGGCUGCAUGCUCACCUUCUACAGGACUACUCCGGCAGUGGUGUUCUGGCAGUGGGUUAACCAGUCCUUCAACGCUGUCGUCAACUACACCAACCGCAGUGGAGAUGCCCCCAUGACCGUGAAUCAGCUUGGUGUAGCCUACGUCAGUGCUACUACUGGAGCUGUGGUUACUGCCCUGGGACUCAAGUCUCUAGCUACGCGUCUCCCUCCAAUCGCCAGCCGGUUUGUCCCUUUUGCUGCUGUUGCUGCUGCUAACUGUAUCAACAUUCCCUUUAUGAGGCAGAGGGAGUUGAAGUACGGUAUUCCUGUGACAGAUGAGAACGAUAACAGGUUAGGAGAGUCUCCCAAUGCUGCCAAGCAGGCCAUCAUGCAGGUGGUGGUGUCAAGGAUUGGCAUGGCAGUGCCAGCUAUGGCUAUUCCCCCUGUAAUAAUGAAUGCUCUGGAGAAGAGAGCUUUCAUGAAGCGAUUCCCAAUUCUGAACGCUCCAGUCCAAGUGGGACUCGUUGGUCUGUGCCUGGUGUUUGCAACUCCUCUGUGCUGCGCGCUCUUCCCACAGAAAAGCUCUAUGAGCGUGAGUGGGCUGGAAGCAGAGCUGCAGGAGACGAUACGAAAGGCCAGUCCCAACACCACCACUGUCUACUUCAACAAAGGCCUGUAGGACCAGCCAACACAUCUCUACACACACACGCACAAGACAUACAGAAAACAUACACAUUUAUACACACGUCUGUUGUCCUCCGGUACAAGUGGAAGGGCAAAACAAAGUUUAUUUAUGCAUUUUUUUUUAUUAUCUGUACUGCUGCAUUUUUUUCAUUUGACUGCAUGGGAGGACUGCACUCCAGGUGUAAGGGUAGAAGAUUGACUAAAGGGAAAACACUUUUGAGAAGGAAGAUCACUGACAGUUCUCUCUGCACAUAGAUGACACUCCUUAGAAAAGAAAAAAAACCCGACUCCUGAUUUGUUUUGUUUGUUUUGUGCUGUGUUUUCUGUCUUCCUUUGGUUAAAACUGCCUAUUGGGUGGCAGUUCAUGAGGUUACUGAUUUGUGUUUCACUCACCAAUAUUUCGUGUUGCAUUCAGGUUCAUGCUAUAUCCUCUAAUACAUUAUGUGUAACUUCAGUUUAAAAUUAAGGCUUGUGCUUGUACGUCGUGUAUGUAAUUGCUUCUGAAUGUAAACUUCCUUUUUUGCCUUGUGUCUUCCCUCACUUAGAUUUCCUCUUUCCAAUUCUUGCCUAUUCAUCAUUAUUCUGUAAUAUUUUAAGCUAUUAUACACUGACUAUAGCAUGUGUAUAUUCUUGCCACCAAUUAAUUUCCACCACAUACUCAUAUCGGAAAAACCGGUGUGUUAAUUAGCUCUACAUUGUCUGACCCUUGAUGAAUUUAGUUUUUUGUUGUACUCCCUGUUAACAGGUGCAGCUUCUUACUCUCUUCAACUCUCCUUUAAGUGUACUUAUGCCCUUCAAAGUCAUAGACCAGGUAUUGAGGUACAUGUGGCAAAGAAAAUAUGUAGAAAUUAUACUGCAAAAGCUCACAAAGCACAGAUCUAGAAGGCAUCAUUGAACACUAUCAGUGAUUUUUAUCAACAUAAAUAUGUACUGUUGCCAUGUUAGUGGCAACCUGUUGUUCAAGGCCUUUUAUUAUUUGAGAUCACUUUAUGAACUAGUGCAGUUGCUAUAUUAGUGGCAUAUUGAUGAAUUCUUUGAUUGUUGUAGGUGGUGAUGCUUGUUUGGUGGUUGUCAUGUGGAGGAAUAUACUGCGUUGUGUCUACAUGUUGUUGCUAAGACAUUUGUGUGUUUAAACACGGUGACAUGCAGAAAAUGGACAGCACUGUAAAGCUUUGAAACUGAGGUUUUUGUUUAAUGUCCACACUUGAACUGAAGGAUUGCUUGAGCAAGCUAAGACAAGUCAAAGCUGUCUAAUUUCAGUUCCAGUUAUGUGCAACAGCUAGCUAGCUUUCUGCAACACUGUGGUUUGCACUAUAGCCACUGAUGUAUCAUUGUACCAAAUGAAAGUAGCUAAUGUUGCGUGACAAAGUCAAAAAUACUAAAUGCUUAUUUCUAGGUCAGGGACAGUAACCGUGUGCCGUCUUUAGCCGAGUUUCAGCUUCUCUGAUCAAAUUCUUUCACGUUAUCGACCCAGUUCUCCAAACACGACUGUCCGGUGUAGUUAUAGUGAUAGUUGAUGGUGUACGUGAGGAAAUAUCAGCUGAAUUAUCUCAGUGUUGUCUGCCUGAAUUAUUUAAGAAUAUAUUUUUAUUGGAUAUAUUUAUAAAUAUAUAUAUAUAUAUAUAUAAUGCACAAUACAUGGAGCACAUAUGCAUGAAGGAUUUUAGAGAUAUUAACUUCUAGGUGUGACUGGUAGUUAAUACACCAGAUGGCCCAACCUAUGCAUUGGAAAAACAAUGUCAGCUGCUGGUUUUACAGGAGUACAGAGGUGUGCUGUAAAUGAGUGUGCGCCUCUUGCUUUAGGGCUAAUGAGUUCUCAGAUUAGAGGAGUGUCCCUCUUGUCGGACUUAACUUGAUUCAGUGAACAGAGUCGAUGUUUGUGUAAAGUGAUGUUUUGUGUGUGUUGGUGCAAAAAACAACAACUACCCAACAGUAAGAUUGUACAGGUCGUACUUCACUAAUCUCCAUGGAACAUCAGCAGUCACUUGAAUUUAUGUUUCUGAAAUUUGAAGUUGUAUGACCAUAAAUUGAAAGUAAACUGAUCGUGGGUGUUAAAGGACUGUAGCAACUGCACAACUGUUACAUUUUUAUGAAUCAACUUCAUUACAGACAGAAAUACACAAUGAUUGUGUUAAUAUAUGAUCCUUAAAUUUAAGGGUUUAAUUCCAAGGUGCUAUCCAGAUUGUUGCCACCAGAAAUGUACCACAUUUUAAAAGACAUAUAUACAACCCUAUCCUGAAAGAAAGUGUCGUGAUGUGACACCUUUACUUACUUCUGUAUGAAAAUGUGGAUUAUUUUUAAAUGGAUAUCUAAUUUUGGAAUGAAACUCUCUUCCUCUCUCUCUCUCUCUUCAUUGUCAUUCAUAUUUUAAUGCUAUACUAUUAUAACGUUUAACCCACUGAGCAACAAUCAGACAAGACAUUUCUGUUCUGUUAUCAAUGCUGAUAGUGGUUAUCGUGUGUUGUGUUAGGGGUGUUUUCCUGCUGAGGGUGAAACUGCACUAUAUAACCUUUGCUGUGCUGCUGUAGGCGCUAGUUGGAUUUGUGUCGCUAUUUAAAAUGCGCUUCUUAAAGUGUAUAUUUGACGAUUGUAUUUAAUGCUGGAUAAUGUUGAAUGAAUUAUGGUUACUGCUAAAUUAAUAAUUCAUUUAUUGUCUGGCAGCUUUCAUUGCUCAUAACCAAGUAGAUACAUUUCUACUUUUUUUUUCUCCCCUUGUGUUUUUCUGCUUUUUGAAUUAUGGCGUAAAAGUGUCAAGAACAAAACUGGAGGGUUUUAGUCGGCAGUUAAACACAUUUGUAAACGUGUAUCUCAGCUUGUGACUGUACUGUACCACCAUAACGUGUCACACCCAUAGAUCUAGCCAAAGAUGAGACGGGUAUGAAUUGUACAGGAUUGAGGUGAAGAAGUGUGUAGAUUUUUUUUUUUUUAAGUUUUCAUUUGUCAGCUUUAUGGUAUGGACAUUUUUCCAGGCUUUUCUCGUGCAAAAAC